AUGAAAUUUGGGUUGAUCUUGAUCAGUUUGAGUAUACAAAUACAAGCACUCAGUUUAUAAUUGAUAUAAGUGGGUGGAUGCACUUGUGAAAUGGCAUCUUUAUAAACAGAGUGUAUUCCUACAACAUGUGAUUGGGAUGCAACAUCAUCAAAAUGCACUCACAAAACAUGUGAUAAAUUUACUGUUGACAUGUGUGAUCAAUUACAAGACUAUUUUAAAUGUGCGUGGAAGGAUUCUUCAUGUUAGACAUUCACAAAAUGCUCUGAUUAUGCCUAUAGUGAUGGAUUCAAAUGUUUCAGAGUUGGACCUUGCUAAGCUGUUUUCAAAAAGAAUUCUGCUGGAUUGUAUCCAUGCACUGAUAAAACUAAUGAUUCAAUGCAUAGUAUUGACUCUUGUGCUGGAAUCGAUCAAGAAGGAUGCGUAGAAACAGUUCAAAAUGAUGGGAAGGUUUGUUAUUGGAAUCCAAGUGCAUCAGCUUGUGAAGCUUGGAGUAGUAGUGCCUGUAGUAAUUUUGAUAACACUACUUAAUCUGCAUGUCCAAAGUUCUCAUGCGAUUACAAUACUACAACAGGAAAGUGUACCACAAGGACAUGUGACCUGAUUACUGUUGAAACUGCUUGUACAAUGGUUUGGGAUAUCACACAACAGGUGGCCACCUAAUGUAAAUGGGUAAAUGCUAAAUGUGUGGAAUUUGAUUAUUCCACCUUGACAUAGCCUACCUGUCUACUUGGGUCUAGUUUAUCAUAUAGAUGGAAUUCCUCAACUUCAAAGUGUGAAGUGUGUAUUCAACCAAAAAGUGAUGAUGAUACAGAUGAUACAUCUUAUUCUGCUUUGGCCUAAGUUGUCCUUGCAUUUGUGAUUUUUAUCAAUAUAUGA
Paramecium octaurelia is the source of this 876-nucleotide messenger RNA. Lineage: Eukaryota; Ciliophora; Oligohymenophorea; Peniculida; Parameciidae. The record is from the annotation of a GenBank genome assembly.